Chara braunii is the source of this 2417-nucleotide messenger RNA. The record is from the annotation of a GenBank genome assembly. Lineage: Eukaryota; Viridiplantae; Streptophyta; Charophyceae; Charales; Characeae.
GGAAUACCUUCAAGCAAGCUUUCUUGGCUCGAUUCGAUACAGUCAGUGAAGAUGCCGCCUGGUACGUGCUCAAAACUCGGCCACAAGGACCAGGAGAAUUGCUGCCCGAUUUUGUGGAUCGAUUUCAAACCACGUUGGAUAAAUCUGGGCGAGAUGAGAAAUCCGCUCGAGACAUCGAUCACCUACGAAGUCCGGCAAGUGCUGAGCGUGCAGGAUAAUGAUAUCGGCUUUACUAACGUGAUCGAGCAUGUCAUCCUCACAGGAGAACAUCCGCCCAUCAGCUGCGCUCCUUACCGAUACUCGCCAGCUCAAAGAGCGGCCGCUUUUCAGCGGAUUAACGAGUUCGAAGCUAAUGGAUGGAUUGAACCCGCUAUAGGUCCAUGGUCUUUUCCUGUAGUAAUCGUGCCUAAAAAGGCCGGAGGGAUUCGUAUUUGCAUUGAUUAUCGAAAAUUGAAUGAUAUCACGAUCAAGGAUGUGUACCCCCUUCCCCAUAUUGACGAGUUGUUGGAUGUGAUUGGGAGUGCUCGAUUUUUCAGUAAGUUUGAUGUUCGCCACGGGUUCCAUCAUCUUCUUGUCCGAGAAGAAGAUCGUCCGAAAACGGCGUUUGUGCUUUUCGAGGGCAUGUGUCAGUGGAUUCGAUGUCCGAUGGGUAUCUGCAACGCCCCCGCGACCUUUCAGCGAGCCAUAAAUAUGGUUUUUCAGAAUUUCGUGCGGAAGACACGUUUGGCACAGAGCAUCAUCAACUACUACGUGAUUGUGUACAUGGAUGACAUUCUGGUGUACUCAAGUUCCUAUGAGGGACACGUGCAGCACAUCGAAUGGGCGCUGCAUGCGUUACGAGAUGCGGGCUUCAAGGUGGCGUUUGAGAAGUGCCAGUUUUUCCUUAGCACCAUUUCCUUCUUAGGAUACGUGGUAACAGACAAGGGGCUCCAACUGGAGCUGCAGAAGGUGGCAGCUGUCAGAGAUGCGCCCGUGCCUACGACUAUCACGCAAGUUCGUGCCUGUUUGGGCCUGGCCUCGUACUACCGGAGAUUUAUAAAGGGCUUUGCGGCGAUCGCGGGACCCCUCACGAAUCUGAUGCGUAAGGAUCAGCCGUUGAUUUGGACGCCGGAGUGUGAUCAGACGUUUUCGAAACUCAAGGCUGCUCUCAUUUCGGCUCCGGUCCUUAUAAGGCCGGAUCCCGAAAAGCCUUUCAUCCUCAUUACUGACUGGCAGCCAGAGGCAAUUUCGGCGAUCCUGGCCCAGGCGGGACCAAGUGGACUCGAGAGCGUGGUGGAGUAUGCGUCCAAAUCGGUGCUCGCCUGCAAGCGCAACUACGCUGCUCCAACGGGGGAAUGCUACGCGGCACUCUGGGGAAUCAGCCACUUCCGUGCUUACCUAUACGGGCGGAAGUUCACCUUGGUAACCGAUCAUGAGCCCCUGUUGGCUCUGAAGAAAUCGAAGGAUUACUCUGGCAUGAUCGGGCGAUGGGCAAUGGUGCUACAGAGCAUGGACUUUGACAUUCGUCAUCGGAAGCACGAGAGACAUGGGAAUGCGGACGAACUGACACGACUGCACCGGCCUGAGAAAGUUCCGAAAAGUGAGGAGGUGAUUCCGUGGAACGAACCCGAACAGGAGGUGACGUGGACGUUGACCAGCGAGCAUCCUGCAUGGAUCGAAAAUUUGGAGCUGCUGAUCAUACAAGCUUGGAGGACUAAUGUCGAGGGCGAUCUUCUCGGCUUUCUCUUUGGAUCGGUACUCAUGCAAUUGGCGGACGAUCUCUCGCCCGACAUCUUUUCGCAAAGUGACGACAGCCCCGCUCCGUACAUUCUCGAGCGGUCAUUGGAUCCGUACCUACAGUGGACUGGGUGCUUGGAGGAGCCCAGGGACGAAGAUACGCUACCAUCACGGCAGGAGUAUCUGAAGCCUUACAACAUCAUCCCUCACGCCUUCUAUCCGAAGGCGGAGGAAGUGGUGAUCGACGACGACGCAGAAGACGACGAUGAGGAAACGUCGGAGGAAGGAAGCUAUAGCGAGUAUAGCGAGGGCGAGUUGAGUGAAGAAGAGAAGGAAGAAGAAACCGGGUCUGAGUGGGAAGCCUUGCCGGAGAAAGCGGCGCGUACUGGCAUGGAGGCGGAAGAUCCUGAGGCCGCACGCAAGCGGGAAGAAAUUGCCACCGGGAAGCGCCAGCUGGAGUUAGCCAGCGGAGCAAGCUUGCACAUCGGGGACGAUCCGACCAGGGAUCCGGAGCCGCCGAAGCCCGAAGAUUGCGACUCAGCAGCCGCCACCCCAAGCGUCGCGCGACGGAGACGAAGCCGAUCCCCCUCCUCCUCCAGCCCCACCCGUCCCCCAGUUCGCCCAUGUACCGAUGCAGGCGAUAGGCCUUCGUCCUCGAACGUUAUCCCGCCGUCCCCUUGAUUUUCUCACCCUCGAACAGA